This is a messenger RNA of Bubalus bubalis (water buffalo), 1526 nucleotides long. Its product is annotated as alpha-amylase 4. Lineage: Eukaryota; Metazoa; Chordata; Mammalia; Artiodactyla; Bovidae. The transcript has 3 exons. The record is from RefSeq and is a predicted model, not a curated record. Bases 1 to 1314 code for a protein of 437 amino acids.
AUGCUGGUGCUGCAGGUCCAGAUCACAGACUCCAAGAAGCACAGGCCUCACUGCAUCACCUCUCACUUUAGGAAAAACUGGCUGGAGAGGGCCAGCAGCCAUGAUCCAAAUUGGCACUGCAACCUCAGCUACUACAACCCCUACCACCACAAGUGCACCUACUCCUACCACAGCUACUACAACCCCUACCGCCACAAGUACACCUACUCCUACCACAGCUACUACAACCCCUACCCCCACAAGUACACCUACUCCUACCACAGCUACUACAACCCCUACCGCCACAAGUGCACCUACUCCUACCACAGCUACUACAACCCCUACCGCCACAAGUACACCUACUCCUACCACAGCUACUACAACCCCUACCGCCACAAGUACACCUACUCCUACCACAGCUACUACAACCCCUACCGCCACAAGUACACCUACUCCUACCACAGCUACUACAACCCCUACCGCCACAAGUACACCUACUCCUACCACAGCUACUACAACCCCUACCGCCACAAGUACACCUACUCCUACCACAGCUACUACAACCCCUACCGCCACAAGUACACCUACUCCUACCACAGCUACUACAACCCCUACCGCCACAAGUACACCUACUCCUACCACAGCUACUACAACCCCUACCGCCACAAGUACACCUACUCCUACCACAGCUACUACAACCCCUACCGCCACAAGUACACCUACUCCUACCACAGCUACUACAACCCCUACCGCCACAAGUACACCUACUCCUACCACAGCUACUACAACCCCUACCGCCACAAGUACACCUACUCCUACCACAGCUACUACAACCCCUACCGCCACAAGUACACCUACUCCAACCACAGCUACUACAACCCCUACCGCCACAAGUACACCUACUCCUACCACAGCUACUACAACCCCUACCGCCACAAGUACACCUACUCCUACCACAGCUACUACAACCCCUACCGCCACAAGUACACCUACUCCUACCACAGCUACUACAACCCCUACCGCCACAAGUACACCUACUCCUACCACAGCUACUACAACCCCUACCGCCACAAGUACACCUACUCCAGCCACAGCUACUACAACCCCUACCGCCACAAGUACACCUACUCCUGCCACAGCUACUACAACCCCUACCGCCACAAGUACACCUACUCCUGCCACAGCUACUACAACCCCUACCGCCACAAGUACACCUACUCCUGCCACAGCUACUACAACCCCUACCGCCACAAGUACACCUACUCCUACCACAGCUACUACAACCCCUACUGCCACAAGUACACCUACUUCUACCACAGAAAGUACAACUCCUAACACUGCUACGAGUACACCUACUUCUCCUGCAGGUAGUACAAGUCCUGCUAACACCUCGAAUACGUCUACUUCUACCAUACAUACUCCAGGUCCCAGCACACCUUGCAAAGAGGAUUCAUGUAAGGAUGGUUCUUUGUGUGUUAAUCUGCUUAAUGAUUAUUUCUGCCUGUGUUCACAAGGAUAUUACUAUAAUUCUUCCACAUGCAAUAGAG